Thamnophis sirtalis is the source of this 1509-nucleotide messenger RNA. The record is from RefSeq and is a predicted model, not a curated record. NCBI's taxonomy places the organism in Eukaryota, Metazoa, Chordata, Lepidosauria, Squamata, Natricidae.
CUCUUUCUCCUUGCGUCUUGGUGAGCUGUGGUAGGCUGGAACUCUGUUUUUUAUCUGAAAGUCAAGGUAAUCUUUGCAAGAAUUGCUGUGAAAUUCCUAACAGUGGGGGUGAAAAAGAAAGUAAGAGGAAGCUAAUCCCUAAGCAGUUAAGAAAAACCACAAGAGAGCACAAAGGAAGAAAGAAGAAGAAGUAAAUCUGAAAAACUGUGAGUUUUCUUCAAAGUUUUAAUUAGCAUGGUGAAAACCCAAUUGGGAUAACCCUGGCAGUGUGUGAUUGGGGAACAAAGCAGUUGUAUCUUUGUAGGUGCAAUUUGCAUUCCUUUAAAAUAGUGAUGGAAGGUGGAAAGAUGUUCUGCAUCAUGGAAGUAGCAUGGAGAUUUUCCUGAUCGCCAAAAAGCCAAAAAGCACUAUGUUCUUCAGAUACUUACAGUGUGAUGGUUGUGAAGAACCAUUAAGUUGGCCCUAUCUAAAAAUCACAGACCUCUUAAUGCAUUGAAUGAGGUAUCGUUGAAGGAAGGAAAUUCUUCAGUGGAAAAGAAGAAACCAUUGACUGGAAGAGUCCAUUGGGGAAUAUUCAUCAGGAAAUCAACAAGUUAACAAUAUGCAGUGUGAAAUGACACUAGCCAAGGGAUUUCUCCAGGCCAGAAACCUACUACUGGUUGUUUUAAUUCCACUUUUGCUGCUUCCAUUGCCGCUCUUAUACCCAACAAGUGAAGCCUCGUGUGCCUAUGUGUUGAUCGUCACGGCGAUAUAUUGGGUAUCCGAAGCAGUGCCCCUUGGAGCGGCAGCCCUUGUUCCUGCUUUCCUCUAUCCACUCUUUGGUGUGAUGAAGUCCAGUGAGGUCUCGGUGACAAACAUGGUCAAGGCUCCCUGGAGCUCAUUUUCAUCAACGAGGAUGCUACAACUGCUGAUUUCAGCUCUCUGAUGCACUCCAAGAAUAUGAAUGGGGUACACAUGAUAGCCAACACGAUUGGCUCAAUGAAUUCCAGAACCAAUGGGCAACAUCUACCCCAGGCUCAAAUACUUGUUCUGCCAUCCCAAUCUCAAAAUUUGGACCAAGAUAGCAAACAGCAAUAUCCAUCCAAGCAUGAUCAUAUGGUCUGCAAAUGCCUCUCCCUGAGCAUUUCCUACGCAGCAACUAUCGGUGGACUCACAACCAUCAUCGGCACUUCCACCAACCUCAUCUUCCUAGAAUAUUUCAACAACCAUUACCCAAAUUCAGAUGUGGUGAAUUUUGGAACCUGGUUCUUAUUCAGUUUACCUAUCUCGCUCAUUAUGCUGGUGUUAACCUGGUUCUGGAUGCAUUGGCUUUUCCUUGGUUGCAAGUGCAGCUACAGCACUUUUUGUCCUCCUUUGGAAGCCGUCUCUUGUGAUGUUUGCAAGCCAAUCAAGAGUGUGGCUUUGAAAACCAUGCUGUGCGGGAGCGAGUAUCUCUCCCCGAAUAUGGAGGAUGUAGUGGGCAACUUGUAUGAAUCUAGAAAAUCAGUCAGCCAUAUCCAGUGGGUCUAA